Molecule: messenger RNA, 1584 nt
Organism: Drosophila willistoni
Lineage: Eukaryota; Metazoa; Arthropoda; Insecta; Diptera; Drosophilidae
Gene: Cyp313b1
Product: probable cytochrome P450 313b1
Exons: 7
Coding region: 29-1528 (499 amino acids)
Molecular function (GO): oxidoreductase activity, acting on paired donors, with incorporation or reduction of molecular oxygen; iron ion binding; heme binding
Source: RefSeq, a predicted model, not a curated record
ACGAGGGGUGACGAUCAGGUUCGACGACAUGCUGGCCUAUAUAUUGGUCAGCUGGCUAGUGCUUGCAUGGAUAUAUUUUCUAUGGACACGAAGGCGCUACUAUAAGAUAGCUUGCCAGCUCAAAGGACCGAUUGGCUGGCCAUUGAUUGGUAUGGGCUUACAGAUGAUGAAUCCAGAAACCUUUCUUCCGUAUAUGAAUGAACUUUCUCAUAGGUAUAAGGUUCCAUUUAUAUCCUGGAUGGGUAUUAAUUGUUUUCUUUAUGUCAACGACCCACAAACUGUGGAGCAAAUCUUUAAUUCAACCCAUUGUACCAAUAAAGGAGAAUUCUAUCGCUUCAUGAGCUCAGCCAUUGGCGAUGGCCUAUUCACAUCCAGUUCUCCACGUUGGCACAAGCAUCGACGCUUAAUAAAUCCAGCUUUUGGACGUCAGAUUUUGUGCAAUUUUUUACCCAUUUUCAAUUCCGAGGCGGAUGUUUUAUUAGAUAAACUGGAUGUAGAAGGUGUGCAACGCGGUAAAAGCUUGGAGAUAUAUCAAAUCUUAAAAAAAAUUGUUCUAGAAGCCGCGUGCCAGACAACAAUGGGCAAAAAAAUGAACUUUCAGCACGAUGGUUCUAUGGCCAUCUUUGAGGCCUACAAUGGGUUAACAGAGGUAUGUGUAAAACGAAUGCUGUCGCCAUGGCUCUAUCCGGAAGUCAUCUAUCGACGGUCACGUCUGUUUGCACAACAGCAGAAGGUUGUUGGUGUACUCUUUGGUUUUGUUGGACAGCUUUUGGAGCCUAUAGUUUCGGUUGUUGCCCGCGAAGCGAACAAAGAGCAAAUGCAUCAACAAUCUAGAGUUAAAUCAAAGUCAAUUUUUAUCGAGCAAGUGAGGGAGCAUGUCGAACGUGGCCAAUUGAGCUGGCAAGAUGUUAGAGAUGAGGCUAAUGUGACAAUUGCAGCGACUUUUGAGACAACUUCGACGGCUCUUUACUUUACCAUACUUUGCCUGGCCAUGCAUCCUGUCUAUCAGGAAAGGCUGCACGAAGAACUUCUGGCCGAGCUUCCACCAUUUGGAAACAUUACCAUGGAACAUUUGGACCAGCUUACGUAUACGGAGAUGGUUAUCAAUGAGGCCAUGCGAUUGUUUGCUCCGGUUCCCAUGGUAAUUAGAAGCGCUGCCCAGGAUAUUCAGCUCCGACGCGACGAUGGUGAAUUCCUAAUACCACGCGGCACUCAAAUUGGCAUCGACAUCUAUAACAUGCAGCGAAGUGAACAGGUUUGGGGCCCAAUGGCACGUACCUAUAAUCCUGAAGCACACUUUGGCCCCGAUGCACCUCCGCGUCAUGCGUUUGCCUUUGUGCCAUUUACCAAAGGGCUGAGAAUGUGUAUUGGUUAUCGUUAUGCCCAAAUGCUUAUGAAAUUGAUUUUGGCAAAAAUCUUUCGCAGCUAUCGCAUUACCACAGCAGCCAAACUUGACGAACUCUUGGUAAAAGGCAAUAUAUCGCUUAAGCUUAAGGAUUAUCCCCUGUGUCAGGUGCAACGUAGAUAGUAGUCGCAAUUCCCACCAAUAUCACUAAGCAUUAAACUAUUUUCUGUCACUUUAUC